GCAUGGACAGCUUGCCUAAAGGGUGCUGCUAUUGCUACCGACAGCUGAGUUUGCCUUUGUCCAUAAUUCAUGCAUUUCUGGGAAUAACAAAGUCAUUCACAUCUCUUUAAUACCUUCUUUAUCAUAUUCUAUAAAAAUACAACCUUGCAUUCCCACCUUCCCCGCAUUGGACAUUUCCUUCAACUUUCUUCCCAAGAACUUUAGCAGCCUCCAAAGAAAAUAACAAACACCUGCAAGAAGCAAGAACUUGUCAAGCCCUUAUCUUUUGGCUAAAGAUUAUAGGGAAUAUGGAAAGCAAGGUGGCAUAUGACAACGAUCUCAACCUCAAGGCAACCGAGCUUAGAUUGGGGUUGCCGGGGACAGAUGACAGAGAAGAACAAGCACUUUUUAGUGCUAGAAACAACAAGCGGCCACUGCCUGACACGAGCAAGGAGUGCGGAUCAAAGAAAAAUUCUGAUGCUCAGCACGUGGACAAUGAAACUGCUCCUCCCGCGAAGGCACAGAUAGUGGGGUGGCCGCCAAUCCGAUCCUACAGAAAAAACAACCUGCAGCCGAAGAAAUCUGAUCAGGCUGAGGCUGCUGGUAUUUACCUGAAAGUAAGCAUGGACGGAGCCCCUUACCUCAGAAAGAUUGACCUAGGGAUUUACAAGGGCUACCCGGAACUCCUAAAGGCUUUGGAGAGCAUGUUCAAAUUCACCAUUGGUGAGUACUCAGAGAGGGAAGGCUACAAGGGGUCGGAAUAUGCACCAACUUAUGAAGACAAAGAUGGAGAUUGGAUGCUGGUUGGAGAUGUUCCAUGGGAUAUGUUUAUGUCAUCCUGCAAAAGACUCAGAAUCAUGAAAGGAUCAGAAGCUAGAGGCUUGGGAUGUGGAGUAUGAGGUACCUACAACACACAGCAACCCAGAAAAGCAGGUCGAGCAACGAUUUCUGUCAUUAAGAGCAAAUCCCUCAGCUUGGGUUCUCGAAAAAAAAAAUUGGAUCGGUUUGAAGUUUGGUCGCGUCGUUCACAGUCGCUAGUGUUCGGCUGGAAAGCGUCAGAAACGUAGUGUUUGACUGGUGGUUUGUGGCAUCUCUGAUGCUAUUGUAUUGCUCCUACUGAUUCUGUCAAGCCAAAACUGCAUGGAAGGAGUUAUUGCUUCGAAAGUCGUAUAAACUAAAUGACAUGUUUAUUCAGUUUGGUUUUGUAUUGUUAAUAUUGAUAUAGUGAUAUAAAACUAUAUACCAUAUAAGUUUACCCAA
Juglans microcarpa x Juglans regia is the source of this 1239-nucleotide messenger RNA. RefSeq names its product auxin-induced protein 22B-like. NCBI's taxonomy places the organism in Eukaryota, Viridiplantae, Streptophyta, Magnoliopsida, Fagales, Juglandaceae. The coding region runs from base 288 to 878 and encodes 196 amino acids. Gene Ontology annotation, molecular function: protein binding. Gene Ontology annotation, biological process: regulation of DNA-templated transcription. The transcript is spliced from 4 exons. The record is from RefSeq and is a predicted model, not a curated record. Gene Ontology annotation, cellular component: nucleus.